Sinocyclocheilus rhinocerous is the source of this 1472-nucleotide messenger RNA. Its product is annotated as N-myc-interactor-like. The record is from RefSeq and is a predicted model, not a curated record. Bases 83 to 1198 code for a protein of 371 amino acids. Lineage: Eukaryota; Metazoa; Chordata; Actinopteri; Cypriniformes; Cyprinidae. Gene Ontology annotation, cellular component: cytoplasm. The transcript has 9 exons.
UCAGUCAGUCAUUCGAGAAGUGUUUGGAGGCUUGAUUCGGAGUUUUACAUUUACUUCACAUACUUUCGAUUUAGGGUGAAUCAUGUCUGUCAACGGCGAGCUUGUAAACCCGGACGAGGGGAGCAGAAUGAGCGAAGCUGCUGCGGAGCUGAAGAAAUACAAGGAUCUCAUGGAGUCUGCAGACAAUGAGAAAUCCAGACUGCUGCUGGAAAAAGCUGAAGCAGAGACUGAAAAGAAAAGAACCGAGGCAGAACUUCAGAGCUUCAUGGACUCUGAAGACAACAUUUCUGAGCGGUUUAAUAGAGAUCUUCUAGAAGUACAGGAGGAGAGGGAGAGUCUGGAUCGAGCCAACCAGGAUCUGAAGAGAGAUCUUUAUGAUCUUCAGAAGAAGCUCCAGCUCAAGAGGGACGAAAGUGACUCUCUGCGACGCAAAUUCAAGAUAGAAGCCAGAAUCCCAGUGAAACUAGUGAAGUUUGCUCGUGUGCUGGAGAGAGAGGAGGCCGAAGAUCAGGUGGAGUCUAAGUUCACCGUCACACAAACACCUUCAUUUCUGCUGAAGAGUGGCCAGGCGCUCAUCACCUUUGAGGAGGAGAAGGUGGCGGAGCAGAUCCUCCGAUUGGCCAAGUGUUCGGUGGCCUGUGACAAAGCCAAGAUAGAGGUGAAGCCGUACACUUUAACUCUGGAUCCCUCCGUGAAGUUUGAGGUUCAUAUCCAGGUGUCAAAGAAGAGCGUCAGGUUCUGUAACGCCCCGCCCACUUUACCUGAGGAGCGAAUGAGAGACCGGCUGGAGCUGUCGUUCUCCAGAGCGAGUCGCGGCGGAGGGGAAGUGGAGAAGCUGGAGUACCACAAGGAUACGGGCUCGGGCCGCGUCACUUUCCUCAGCACCGGAGUUGCAGAGAAUCUGGUUCACAGAGGAAAGUUUUGUGUCGACGCCGGCAGUGACGUGGUGCUCGAUGUUCUUCCUCUGUAUGAGUAUCAGCUCAGGAAGUUUCAGACGUACUCGGGGGCUCCGAGUCGCACCGUGCUGCUGGGGGGAAUCCAGGCACUGAUGAAUGAAGAAGAUCUUCAGGACCAUCUGGAGAUCCACUUCCAGAAGCCCAGCAACUACGGAGGAGAGGUGGAGAACAUCAAAUACGUUCCUGAUGGAGCUCAGCUGACGGCUUUCUUCAGCGAGGACGGCAAAGAAAAGGAAGACUGAGUUCAGAAUGCAACAAAAGCCAGGGUUUACUUCAAAUCAGUGAUGCAUUAGUCAUAUUUACAUGCUGUUGUGUAUGUGGGAUUUUUCCGUUUUUCCUCUAGAUUAUAAUAACCAUAUCUCCUCACUAUCUUCUGUAACAAUAUGACAAAACUGAGCAUCAUAAAAUAAAAUUAUAAUUGAAACGGAUAAAGUUGAUUUGCUGCUCAGAUCAUCAGCCUGAUGAAGAUGUGUUGAUGUACAAAUGCUAUACUAAAAUAAAGUUUAUUCUAAUGUU